Penicillium diatomitis is the source of this 1461-nucleotide messenger RNA. Its product is annotated as Zn(II)2Cys6 transcription factor domain-containing protein. Lineage: Eukaryota; Fungi; Ascomycota; Eurotiomycetes; Eurotiales; Aspergillaceae. Gene Ontology annotation, molecular function: DNA-binding transcription factor activity, RNA polymerase II-specific; zinc ion binding. Bases 1 to 1461 code for a protein of 486 amino acids. Gene Ontology annotation, biological process: regulation of DNA-templated transcription. The record is from RefSeq and is a predicted model, not a curated record. The transcript is spliced from 3 exons.
AUGGGAGGAAACCCAGCGACUCCGUCAAAGGCCUGUCAGCCAUGCCGGGUCAAGCGACGCAAGUGUGAUAUGUUGCGACCUGGAUGCUCGCAAUGCAAGAGGGCAAACAUUGAAUGUGGGGGCUACCGGGACUCGUUUUCCUUGCGGCUCCGCGAUCAGACAUCGCUGGCGGCGCAAAAGGUUCAGAAGUCCAGAUCAGCGGGCUCGACUGGUUCGACGCCGGAUGAAAAAAGCGAGACACGCAACGCUGAUGCUAUGACUCUCGUGAAAAUUCAAGGACCGUCGCAAAGUCCAGAGUCACUAGCCAUGGGCUAUUUCAUCCAUGUCUAUGCGCCGAGUUCCACAUUCGAAUAUUUGGCCGAGCCUGCUGCGCUGAUAACAGACCUUCCAGAAGACGCUCUCUUAGCGCCUGCCCUGCUCUUAUUCUCACAGAAUUGGCGAUAUCCACAGGCUCGGUCUCUUGCUCAAAAACAUUAUGCGCUUGCCUUGAGGGCGACGAACAAGUCGCUUUCCAGCCCCGACUUGGCGACAAGUGACAGCACCCUCCUUUCCGUUCUUUUACUGAGUCUUUUCGAAGCACUGAUUUUUCAGGGUCGCUCUGAUCCUGUCAAUUGGAAUGCGCAUACCCAAGGAGCCAUGGAGCUGCUACGACUGAGGGGGGAGGAACAAUUUCAGCGAGAUCUGGGCCGCCGUCUAUAUCGGCAUGCGUCCUUGAAUAUUCGUACCCAGUGUGCUCAAGUCGGCGUGCAAGCCCCAUUGUCAUUAAGCACACUUGAGUCGUCGUAUCUCGACUGUCCAAGACCAAGGGAGCACCAGCAUACCUGGCUCUUCGGGCAAAUCGUCAACGGCAUUGCAAACUUUCGAGCGAGACAGCACGAACUCUCUCCAUCAGAGAUCUUCCAGAGUCUCCUCAGACUGGACUCGGCCCUGUCGAAGAUCCUGACCAAUCUUCACCGAGAUGAGCCGUUUCGCUCUCUGGACGCGACGACAUUGCAAAAGCCCGUAUGCGGCUUCCGUGGACGAAUCGAUCAGUAUCCGUCUUUUAGAGCUGCGCGCACGAUGAACACGAUGCGCAUUGUGCGGCUAUUCGUCAUCCAAAUGCUUGACCAGGCUCUCAUAUCCAUACCAGCUCAAGCGGGAGACAUGCAACCAGACCUGCGUGCUCGAGCUCACAAGCUAGUCCAGACGACCGCAGUCGAUAUGAUCUUAGAGAUCCUGUACAGCGUAGCGUAUAUCCUUGAACUUUACGACAAGCCGAACCUGUCCGCUCGAUCUCUGAUAUACUGCUUAUCGGGCGUUGCGGUCUUCCGCUUUGCUCCAGCCGACGCCAAGGACUAUGCAGUGGAGAGGUUGAAAUUUGUGGGUGAGCGCUACGGCUUUCCGCAGGCUAUUGAUUCGGCGAACAUGGUACUGCAGGUGAAGGAGCUUGAGGAUUGGAUCCAUCUCGCGGUGCUUUCGUAG